CAAAAACCAUGAGUCUUAUUGCCUACUUAUAGAUUAACGUUUUAUCCCUUAUUCACGAUAUUAAAAAAAUUCCCAAACCAAAUACACACGCCUUUGCUCCUUUCUCUCCGGUGGAAGUCACCGACUCUGACCUACCACACCCUUCCUCUCCUGUUUCUACUCCAUCAACCUGCACACAAAGGAAAAAAACCUAACCCUUUUUUUUUUUUUAAUUCCUAAUAAAUUCUAAAUCUUAAAAAGGAAAAAAAAAGAAAUUGACUUUCGAAUUAAUCGCAGCUUUAAUUAUUGAUUUUGGAAUUCAGUUUAGGCGUUGUAUAAUAGGAGUUGAGAAAUUAAGCGAUGUCGGAGAAGUUCUCGCCGACACUCAGAAUCGGAGAUCUCAGCGAUUUCAUUGCACCGUCUCAAGCCUGCGUCGUUUCUCUUAAAGGACUCAAAGCAAACCCUAACAAACCCGAACCUCGGGUAAAGGUUUUAACUGCGAAGAGUCAGCAGACUGAACCAGUGAAAAUUUCACUCAAGGACUGCUUGGCAUGCAGCGGGUGCAUAACCUCAGCGGAGACUGUAAUGCUUGAGAAGCAAAGCUUAGAUGAAUUCCUUUUCAAUAUUAAUAAGGGGAAGGCUGUAAUCGUAUCCCUCUCUCCACAGUCAAGGGCCUCCCUUGCGGCCCACUUUGGCAUCCCUCCACUACAGGUUUUCAAGAAACUCACAACUUUUUUAAAGUCCUUGGGAGUAAAGGCUGUUUUUGAUACAAGUUGUAGCAGAGACUUAACACUUAUUGAAACAUGCAAUGAGUUCAUUGCUAGAUAUAAACAAAGCCAGGCAACUGAUGACGAGAAAAGUAAAUCUUUGCUUCCAAUGCUCUCUUCAUCAUGUCCAGGUUGGAUAUGCUAUGCUGAAAAGCAACUUGGAUCCUUUAUUUUGCCGUACAUAUCCUCAGUUAAGAGUCCUCAGCAAUCAAUGGGAGCUGCAAUUAAGCAUCACAUGUGUCUAACAAUGGGCUUCAGGCCGGACGACAUUUACCAUGUAACUGUGAUGCCAUGUUAUGAUAAAAAGCUUGAGGCUGCCAGGGAGGAUUUUGUUUUCCAAGCUGAAUCUAAUGAUGGUAGCCAUGCAAAUGAAGGUGUUUUUAUCACAGAGGUUGACUCAGUCUUGACAUCUGGAGAAAUUUUAGACUUGAUACAGUUGAAAGAAGUCGAUUUAAAAGCCUUGGAAGAGUCACCUCUAGAUAGCAUGUUGACAAAUGUUGAUGAACAAGGACAUCUUUAUGGGGUGUCUGGAGGCUCUGGAGGUUAUGCAGAAACUGUUUUCCGGUAUGCUGCAAAAGUUCUCUUUGGCAGAGAAAUUGAUGGCCCACUGGACUUCAGAGUUAUAAGAAAUUCUGAUUUCCGAGAAUUGAGUUUAGAAGUGGAGGGAAGAACCAUGCUGAAAUUCGCCCUAUGUUAUGGCUUCCAAAACCUGCAAAACAUCGUCAGGAAAGUUAAAACACAGAAAUGUGAUUAUCAAUAUGUGGAGGUCAUGGCAUGCCCUUCAGGUUGCUUGAAUGGUGGAGGUCAAAUCAAGCCAAAGCCAGGACAAUCUCCCAAGGAGUUAAUCAAAUCAUUAGAAGCCAUUUACAUGGAAAAUGUUUUGGAAGCUGAUCCUUUUAAGAACCCUCUGGUGAAACGCUUGUAUGAUGAGUGGCUUGCGCAUCCGGGUUCAGAAAAAGCUAAAAGAUACAUGCACACGGGAUACCACCCUGUUGUAAAAAGUAUCACUGCGCAGUUGCACAAUUGGUAAAGACUUUCUAACACCUGGUCCUGUAUAACAUGGGAACUUCCCUUUAUUGUCUCUCAAUGAGUGGAGUGCUUGUUGUCAGCCAUGGCACAUCUCUACUCGCCUUUCACUCCUCUCGUAAGACGUAAUUGCAUUUGCAAGGUGAUCAAUUUUGAUAGAGUAAAGAAAGUUUAUUUUGAA
Messenger RNA from Durio zibethinus, 1953 nucleotides. It is a transcript of the gene NAR1, whose product is annotated as ferredoxin hydrogenase. The record is from RefSeq and is a predicted model, not a curated record. Lineage: Eukaryota; Viridiplantae; Streptophyta; Magnoliopsida; Malvales; Malvaceae.